GCGGCGUCAGCGCGCUGUAGUCCACGAUGCCGCGGGUCCAGCGGUGUCGGCUGUAAUGAAGCGGUGUGGUGGCGUGUCGCACCGGACGGACCCCCUGACGCUCCGCGCUCACUCUUCUUCGUGCCUGCAGGAGAUGGUGGCUGGUGGCUAGUUCCAACUUCGGACUCCGCGGUUUUUGUUCCUCGGCGAAGCGCACUGACAUCAGCUGGUGAGUGCCCGUCGCUGCGCACUUUCACCACAGUCACCUGUUCUGCUCCACAGGGUCCUGAGAUGACGGAAGUCGAGCCAGUGUUGGACUUUGCCUCCUCGGGGCGCUCGGGGAGGAGGAAUGCCCUACCAGACAUCCUGGGCUCACCGGCAGGCGUAAACCCCGGCGACCUGCCUCUUAAGCUGGCUGAAAUGUCCCUCACAGAUGGUCCGGGAGGUGCCCAGUCACCCGCGGCGGAGGGGCCUCCAGCGCCGCCGGAGAGCUCGGAGGGGAAAGAGGGAUCGUAAAGGGGGCUCGCUGGAUUUACUCCCCGGAGACCUGCAACGAUAACCUGAGAGCGACGAAGCUAGAGGGCGACCUGUGGGAGAAAGAGAGCGAUUAUCUGUGGAGCGUCGGUCUGUUUGGGAAGCAGCUGAACCACGGAGGGAGAGCGGCGACGCCACUCCCCUGAGACUGGAGCCUCGCACUCGGCAGCACGAUCUGAAAAGAGUCAGACGUCCCUUAGUUAUGAACCCGCGAGAGAGAGAGAGUGUGUGUGUGUGUGUGUGUGUUAUACACUCAACGCGGACACUACGCUGAGAAUCAAACGGACCAUGACAGAUUGUACACUGUACACUAUUUUUUAAUGAUUUAUUUGACACUAAAGACAAACAGGAACCCAUUAGUCAAACUGUAAUGUGGUCCAUUUCCUGCUGGUUUCUGUUGUGUAGUGAUGUGUGUGUUAUUAAACAUGGAUAACAUUAGGAGGGUACUUUGAUCACAGCUCCAAGUGGUUUAAAGCUUUUGAAUCCAGCUGGAUGCAAAAUCAAAUGUCACAUAGGUUAAACAGUAGAUUUAAGAAAAUUGUAAAAUCUUUGUGUCGUCUCCGGCUUUUACACUAAAUGUCUACUGUAUGUUUUCAACCGGGAGGCUCUUGUACAGUGUGUCCACAUUGUAAAUGUAGAGUUUUUAAACCCCUCAUUGCAGACUGUUUUGAUCCUGGUAAAACUGAACAGGGAUUUGAUCCAUUUUAAAAAAAAGAUGUCCAUGUGGUGAGAGGUGAUGAGGUGGAAGAAGCGUCCAUAUCUUGAGACAUUCCUUCAGAGAAUAGUGUCCCACUGCCGGCGAUGAACACGCUGCUUCAUUAUAACACAGAGAGAAGAGAGAUUUCCUUUGUUUUUUUUGCUCAAAGCUGCUUUUAAAAGUCUCUUCGCUUUCCAAAACCUCUGAAAAUGUGCCUAGUGGCCAGCUCACAACCCCCAAAACGUGUGUGGUGUUCUUUCUCUGUGAUGUACUGUUACCCACUAUUUCUGGGCUGCUGAUAUUUCCUCAGUUUUAAAUAGGAGGUACCAUUAACACAUAUUUACUGCUUGAACUGUUAAUGAAAGACGAAACUCUUUUCUAAUGACUUUGCAUCUGCAGAACCAAACAACACUUUGUCAGGAAAAGCAUUUUUUUUCGUUGUUUUUUUUGUGGGGGGGGGGGCGUAAACAUCGGCAGGGCUUCUUGGGCCUUUCUCGCACGUGCUUCUUAUUGCAACGGCAGCAUAUGCCUGCCGACCGGGCACGGGAGCAAGCAUCACGCAACACUACCGCCUCAAUGUGAGCACCGGGGGAAAAAAAUGGCUUCACGCUCGCCUUCUGCGGAGAAAAGUCUGUUCACACUCAUCAACACAAACAGAGCUGUGAAGAGGAUGCGAGACUGAUCGCGAAGAAGCAGCUAUCCACUCACUGCUACUGUGUAUGUAUAUAUAUAUAUAUAUAUAUAUAUAUAUAGUGUAUUGUAGUAUAACCCAUAUGUGUGUGUGUGUCAUACAUGCUGCUUGUAUGAUUAUCAGACUGUAUUCAUACUGUCGCCAUAUAGGAAAUGCUGUUCUGUAAUUGUCUCUAUUUGAAGAUGUUUUACCGGUGGCUGUGUCUCUUUACGUGGAUGUGUUUCACAAAUGCAACAAGGACAGUCUGAUGCUGUACUUUGUGUGCUCAAGGUCUACACACGCUGUAUGAUCAACACUUUAUGUGGUGGGGGGAGGGGUUCGGUGACUCAGAGGUGUAUUUUGUAGUGUCCUGAUCUCUAAGUGGUUCAUAUAUUUUAUUCAGCUGGAUUUGAAUCCCAUGUGUCGAUUCUAUCUGGUGGUGAAACUUGCCAUAUUAAAACCACAAGCUUUACAUAUACAA
Molecule: messenger RNA, 2361 nt
Organism: Pseudoliparis swirei
Lineage: Eukaryota; Metazoa; Chordata; Actinopteri; Perciformes; Liparidae
Gene: pkib
Product: protein kinase (cAMP-dependent, catalytic) inhibitor beta
Exons: 3
Coding region: 271-495 (74 amino acids)
Biological process (GO): negative regulation of cAMP-dependent protein kinase activity
Cellular component (GO): nucleus; cytoplasm
Molecular function (GO): cAMP-dependent protein kinase inhibitor activity
Source: RefSeq, a predicted model, not a curated record